Molecule: messenger RNA, 1948 nt
Organism: Nycticebus coucang (slow loris)
Lineage: Eukaryota; Metazoa; Chordata; Mammalia; Primates; Lorisidae
Gene: KRR1
Product: KRR1 small subunit processome component homolog
Exons: 10
Coding region: 147-1289 (380 amino acids)
Cellular component (GO): small-subunit processome; nucleolus
Molecular function (GO): RNA binding
Source: RefSeq, a predicted model, not a curated record
AAUACCAGGGGGCUAGCGCGUGUACCCGCGGAGACUGCGCCGACCUUCUCGCCCGUGGCCUGCGGAACUCAUUUCGAACGUAGAGGUUUCAGCCGGUAGCGUUUAAGAACAGUUUCAUUUCUGGUACCACCAGAAGCAAGUUGAACAUGGCGACUUCCGCCCUGAACGAACCUAGGAAAGCGGCUGGAAAAAGGGUAUUUCGUACACAGAAGCCAAAGCCGGAGAACCAAGAUGAAUCAGAACUUCUCACUGUUCCUGAUGGAUGGAAGGAACCAGCUUUUUCCAAAGAGGACAAUCCCAGAGGACUCUUGGAGGAGAGCAGUUUUGCAACUUUGUUCCCAAAGUAUAGAGAGGCCUACUUGAAAGAGUGUUGGCCACUGGUGCAGAAAGCCUUGAAUGAACAUCACAUUAAUGCAACCCUGGACUUGAUUGAGGGCAGCAUGACUGUCUGUACUACAAAGAAGACCUUUGAUCCAUAUAUCAUCAUUAGGGCCCGAGAUCUAAUAAAACUGUUAGCAAGGAGCGUUUCAUUUGAACAGGCAGUACGAAUUCUUCAGGAUGAUAUUGCAUGUGACAUUAUUAAAAUAGGUUCUUUAGUAAGAAAUAAAGAAAGAUUUGUCAAAAGAAGACAACGGCUCAUUGGUCCCAAAGGAUCUACUUUGAAGGCUUUGGAACUCUUAACAAACUGUUAUAUUAUGGUUCAGGGAAAUACAGUUUCAGCCCUUGGACCCUUUAGUGGUUUAAAAGAGGUGCGAAAAGUAGUCCUAGAUACUAUGAAGAAUAUUCAUCCAAUUUAUAACAUCAAAACCUUAAUGAUUAAAAGAGAAUUGGCAAAAGAUUCUGAAUUACGAUCACAAAGUUGGGAAAGAUUUUUGCCACAGUUCAAACACAAAAAUGUGAAUAAACGCAAGGAACCAAAGAAGAAAAGUGUUAAGAAAGAAUAUACACCAUUCCCACCGCCCCAGCCAGAAAGUCAGAUUGAUAAAGAAUUGGCUAGUGGUGAAUACUUCUUGAAGGCGCAUCAGAAGAAGCGACAGAAAAUGGAAGCAAUAAAGGCUAAACAAGCAGAAGCUCUCAGUAAGAGACAAGAGGAAAGAAACAAAGCUUUUAUUCCACCUAAAGAAAAACCAGUUGUGAAACCGAAGGAAGCUUCUACUGAAACUAAAAUUGAUGUGGCCACCAUUAAGGAAAAGGUUAAGAAAGCAAAGAACAAGAAACUGGGAGCCCUUACAGCUGAAGAAGUUAAGCUUAAGAUGGAAGCAGAUGAGAAGAAGAAGAAGAAAAAGUAACCCACAGAACCCUUCACUACAACUUAAGACGCUGCCUCCUUUUGUAAAGGAUUUUGAGAUACUAGGGCAUUAGUUGCCUUAUCUGGGAGAAAGAAGAAUCUGAACACUUUUUUUCCUGAGUUUUAACAGUGUUCUUUAUAAAUAUAAAUUAUUGUAUUCUCCAUGUAUUUUUGAAAAAUUUUGUACUAGAAAGUGGAAUAUAUUAUAUACAUUGUGUCUGAUCAGUUCUGGGCAAGUUUUGCCUAAGCAUGAUUUUGGAAGUGAAUUUUUAGGUUUUUCAUAUUUAGAUUUUUGGAACAUAACCAUUGUAAUAAUGUCCUAGCAUUUGAUUUUCAGGAAAAUAAAUACCAAUUUUUAAAUGCCUGCUGCCUAACAAUAACAAGUAAAUAUUUAGCUUUAGUCCAUUUUGCAGUUUUGUUUUUUGUUUUAUUCCAAGAUUAAACAUCUCAAGCAGAUGUUUAAUCCUUUAGUUACUAAUCUAAAAUCAGAAAGACAUCAAGGUAUAAGAGAGCAGAGAAAACCAGAUAUUUAAAUGCUUGUAACUAAGGAGGGCCACUGGAGUUAACUUAGAAUCACCUAAAUCUAGCUUGCUCAUUUAGCAGAUUUAAUAUGCGUAGGCUGAUUACUGAAAGUCUAGCCGUGGCAGUCUGAAAACAAUA